Sinocyclocheilus grahami is the source of this 1722-nucleotide messenger RNA. RefSeq names its product 14-3-3 protein beta/alpha-A. NCBI's taxonomy places the organism in Eukaryota, Metazoa, Chordata, Actinopteri, Cypriniformes, Cyprinidae. The coding region runs from base 9 to 743 and encodes 244 amino acids. The transcript has 5 exons. The record is from RefSeq and is a predicted model, not a curated record.
GUUGCAUCAUGGACAAGAGUGACCUAGUGCAGAAGGCAAAGCUCGCUGAGCAGGCCGAGCGCUAUGAUGACAUGGCUGCUUCCAUGAAGGCCGUCACAGAGGGUGGCGUUGAGCUUUCCAACGAAGAGCGCAACCUGCUCUCCGUGGCUUACAAGAACGUGGUGGGCGCCCGCCGCUCGUCCUGGCGCGUGAUCUCCAGCAUCGAGCAGAAAACAGAGGGCAAUGAGAAGAAACAGCAGAUGGCGCGUGAAUACCGUGAGAAGAUCGAGGCCGAGCUUCAGGAGAUCUGCAACGAUGUGUUGGGUCUCCUGGAGAAGUACCUCAUUCCCAACGCUAGCCAGGCAGAGAGCAAAGUCUUCUACCUGAAAAUGAAAGGAGACUACUACAGAUACCUGUCCGAGGUGGCAUCUGGAGAAGCAAAGAAAACCACAGUGGACAACUCUCAGAAGGCUUACCAGGAUGCAUUUGAGAUCAGCAAAAAGGAAAUGCAGCCAACACACCCCAUCAGGCUGGGACUAGCACUGAACUUCUCCGUGUUUUACUAUGAAAUCCUCAACACCCCAGAGCAGGCCUGCAGUUUGGCAAAAACGGCUUUCGAUGAGGCAAUUGCUGAGCUGGACACCUUAAACGAGGACUCUUACAAAGACAGCACCCUGAUCAUGCAGUUACUAAGGGACAACCUCACUCUGUGGACAUCAGAAAACCAGGGUGAUGAGGGGGAUGCUGGCGAGGGCGAGAACUAAAGGCGUUGCACUUCACUGUUAAAUCCACCUACACUCUUUAUCUUACACAUAUACAGCCCAUAAUUCCCUGCUCCAUCCAAUCCACCUCACCUUUAUCCACCUUUCUGUAUGACGAGCCGCAUGAAUUGUACCUGACCUACAAGGUUGUACCCCUGAAGCCACGAGCGGCAGGGAAAAGUUUGGUUUUUCCAAGGCUGACUUGUCUCAAACAUGUCUGAUUGUGUAUUUUCUCCCCAGACGAGAGAAAAUGGUUGAAUAGUGGAAACGAUUUCCUUUUUUUUUUUUUUUCCUUCCUAAAAUCCCUCGUAACAUUUUAUAAAAGGUAUAUAUUCUCUGGUCUAGCAGGAUAUAAUACAUUAUAGUGUCCACCACCCCCCCCCACCAUUCUUCCCUUCUGUCGCUUAUCUCCAAUAGUGUACUGGCGAUUGCUGGUUUUAUUCAAAAGGUUAUUAAACUGUCCAUUAAUUUAACAAACACUGUGACGUUUAGUUUUUCCUUCUGGAUAGCUUGUGCUUAAUGGAAAUCGGAAUGGUUUCGAUACAAAUAGCAGUACAAUUCUGUUGCGAUCUCAUACAGAAGGGAUGAAAACAGGCUGUAUUGUGACACUGACUAACAUGCAUUACUAUUAUUGCUGUCGUGUGCAUAAUUUUGCAUACACGGCUGACGACAAAAGGGACCCGAGAUUUGCAAUUCCAUGUCUAUUCAGUUUUAAGUUAAAGACAUUCCAUUAGUGUGUGAUGAUUACAGACCUUUCGUGAACAAACUGGAGAGUUUCCUAAUGUGCUGUCAAUGAGGCAGUCAACAUAAAGGUGCUGUUUGACAUCAGUAAACGAUUUUCCUGGUUCUGUACAUUUUUAUUUUUUCACCCUUUGACGUAAAAUUGCCCACACGCACUUCCAUUUAAUAAAGAUGUAAAAUUGUACACAUUUUAGAGGUAAAUAUAAUUUGUCUUAAAACUAAAUACUUGCAAAAACACUUU